AUGACCGCACAAAUCCCUAGCGUCCAAACAGCGGCUCUUAUCAAGAAUCCUGGUUCAAAUGCACGGAUAGACAUCCGCUAUGACUAUCCUGUUCCGCAGCCUGGGAAAAAUGAAGUCUUACUGAAGAUGGAAUGCUCGGGAAUCUGCUAUUCAGAUAUUUACGUAUAUACGGGAAACAACCCCCAUUACGACGAAGUUCCCUGUCAUGAAGGAAUCGGCCAAGUUGUGCAGCUUGGUCCCGGCGCUGCGGAUACUCUUCUUGGUCAGAGAGUUGGCCUUGGAUGGAUUUACAGUGUGUGCGGCCAAUGUUACAAUUGCGAAGCAGGUCUUGAUAACUGGUGCAUAAACCAACUCAAUACCGGCACUGAUAGACCAGGAACUAUGCAGCAGUAUGUUGUCGCAAAUGCCGAUUACUUGAUGCCUAUUCCAGAUGAAUUAUCAUCAUUCCACGCCGCCCCGUUUCUCUGCGGUGGCAUCACCAUGGUCGGGGCCUUAUCCCUAUCUGACGAUGCUCUUGCGGAUGGUGACACUUUGGUGAUCUCUGGAUCAGGAGGCGGUUUAGGGCACUUGGGACUUCAACUUGCCUCUAACAUGAAGAUCCACAAGCGGUUAAACAUAAUAGCAAUCGACACCGGAUCGGCUAAGCAAAAACUCAGCCUCGAACUUGGAGCAGACGCCUUUAUCGACUUCAAGACGGAGGAUGUUAUCAAAAGGGUGAUGGAAUUGACAAAUGGCAAAGGUGCCGACGUGGCUAUAGUUGUCCCAGCAGCAACUGAAGCCUUUGACCAGGCACUGAAGUAUCUGAAAUUUACUGGAACGAUGGUCUGUGCCGGUAUUACCAGAAUGGAUUAUCGCCUCCCAAUGUCUCCUACUGAGCUCGAAUAUAAGGGUUUGGUUAUUAAAGCUUGCCAUGUAGGGUCUGAAAAACAGCUCAAAGACUUGCUCAUCUCAGCUAGCAAGAAAGAGGUGGUCCCAAAAGUUGAAGUAUUUGAGUUUUCGAAAACGGGAGAGCUGUUCGAACGAGUGAAGCGCGGUGACAUUGUCGGCCGGUUUGUUGUCAAAAUACCUCAGUAA
This is a messenger RNA of Trichoderma aggressivum f. europaeum, 1074 nucleotides long. RefSeq lists its product as uncharacterized. Bases 1 to 1074 code for a protein of 357 amino acids. The record is from RefSeq and is a predicted model, not a curated record. The transcript has 3 exons. Gene Ontology annotation, molecular function: alcohol dehydrogenase (NAD+) activity. NCBI's taxonomy places the organism in Eukaryota, Fungi, Ascomycota, Sordariomycetes, Hypocreales, Hypocreaceae. Gene Ontology annotation, cellular component: cytoplasm.